AUUCAAGUUUACUAUUACUUGUUAUAACUGAUAAAAGAUGUUACCAGCUGGCAAAAAAAUAUUAUCUCACUGUUACCGAUUAUACAUAAUAUACUGAAAAAGUCAAGCUACCUUGCGAUUGUUGACGCUGUUGAUCUUAUUAAAAAAUAUGUCACUUUGAAUGUCGAGUUAAACAAACUUCGACUCGAGUCCCGUAUGGCGCUUAUGAUUCUAACCUUAAUCAAGAUCACUAUUAUUAAUUGUUGUCUAUGUCGGACUUAUUUUUUUUCCCAAUAAUAAUGAUAUUAACUGGUAUAAAUAUAUUAUUGUGAUUAAAUAUAUUAUUGUGAAGAGCUUUCUCGACUAUAAAUAUCUAAAGCAAUUGAAAAGAUCAUUUACAAAUAUAAUGGAAAUUAUAAUACAUGGACUUGGAUGGUUUUUAUCUAUGAAAUGAACCUAUUUUCAAACAAAGCAAUGAACAAUAUCUCUGGUCAGUUUCGUAAGACCACAUGGGACCCUAUACUCAUUAUUUCACAAAUAGUAGCAGUACAGUCUGUCAUGUAUUUUUUUCUUGGAAUUUGGAUCUGGAUUAUAGCAUCGCUUUUAGGCUCUACAAAUUCUUUGGAUUAUGCCUUUCAAUAUAAGGAAAUACACAUUCGUGAUUUUGGAGGACAAUUAGUAAUAGUAAUCUUUAUUUUGAAUGCAUUAAUAGGUGCUAUGGCCUUAUGGUGGUUAGUACAGAGAACAAAACAGUGUAUGGACUUUGCAUGUACAGCUCACUUGAUACAUUUGUGUUGUUGUUGGGCAUACAAUGCCAGUUUUCCAACUUCGUUCAGUUGGUGGAGUUUGAAUAUUGUUUCCUUGAGUAUAAUGUGCGUAUGUGGAGAAUUUCUUUGUAUGAGAACAGAAUUGCAAGCAAUACCACUGAGUAUGAAUAAUCAAAAAACAGCCUUGUAAUAAAAAAGUGUAUAUAUAUUAUCUAAUGAACUUGUUAGAUCAAUAAUAUGAAUACACUUUUCUUUAAUAUUUUCUUUUCUUUAUACUCAUAUAUCUAAGUACUUCUCCUAGACUAACAUAGAAGUAUAGGUUUUAUAAACUAUUUAUACAUAUAAAUACAUUGGAUUAUUAUAGCGAUA
Vespa velutina is the source of this 1115-nucleotide messenger RNA. It is a transcript of the gene Sys1, whose product is annotated as protein SYS1 homolog. The coding region runs from base 412 to 936 and encodes 174 amino acids. Gene Ontology annotation, biological process: Golgi to endosome transport; Golgi to plasma membrane protein transport; protein localization to Golgi apparatus. The record is from RefSeq and is a predicted model, not a curated record. The transcript is spliced from 3 exons. Gene Ontology annotation, cellular component: trans-Golgi network; Golgi membrane. NCBI's taxonomy places the organism in Eukaryota, Metazoa, Arthropoda, Insecta, Hymenoptera, Vespidae.